Messenger RNA from Macroventuria anomochaeta, 654 nucleotides. RefSeq lists its product as uncharacterized. Lineage: Eukaryota; Fungi; Ascomycota; Dothideomycetes; Pleosporales; Didymellaceae. Bases 158 to 493 code for a protein of 111 amino acids. The record is from RefSeq and is a predicted model, not a curated record. The transcript has a single exon.
UUAUAGGACGAGCUUCUUCGUCGUACAGUGUAUGGUUAUGAGCUCACAUGGGCGAGCUGAGCCAUAGACCGGGAGGACUAGCACUGGUGAAAGAGCUUGGACAGACAAAGGUCCACACUAGGUUGUCUUUCGAGCCCAGAUCGUCCGUCAGAGACCCAUGUGUCUUGCUCGUGGCAUUGCGUUUGCAGAGGGAUUGCACAAGUUCGUGGCAAGAACCUCGAACAUCAACCACGCAAAGGCUUGUCAAACCGUAGCCGAACAUUUGCUCUUCGGCUUCCCAGCUAAAAUCGAAAAGUCGGUGAAAAGAGGCCCUGAAGAGUCGUUAGCCAAUUACAGCACGCAAUGUCGCAAAACUACACUACGAAGCCACAAAAAGUGCCUGUACUUUGCCUCCGUCGAGUCCGAGGAAACGGUACGUCCACCGAUCAUGGCGACGACUAUAGAGAAUACACAUUGUGGACUUUACAACACUCACCAGCAUGACUACUCCUGAUUUCCUCUCCGACACAGACUGUGAGAGUCUCCUCGACUUUCUCUUCUCCCCGGCAGUUCCUUCCCUCACUUCUGGACGAUGUUGAAAUCAUGACCAGCCUAGCAAAGAACAUUGUAUACUACCCCGCCCACAACUUCAUCUCUGACACAGAGCUAGAGUAU